CCAAACAACAUGUCAUUGAAAUUGGUCUUAAUAUCUUCUUUUUUCGCCGUAACUUUGGCAGCCUACAACGGCCCUUUAGCAGGAGGUCAACCAGCUGCACUAUAUCCAGCAGGAAUCGAUCCUAAAGCUUGUCCCAAUUUCCCAGAUUGUUCUAAUCCGGCUGUCGCCGUUAACCAAGUACCGGAACAACCCCAAUAUCAACAACCUCAGUAUCAACAACCUCAAUAUCAACAACCUCAACCCCAAUAUCAGCAACCUCAGUAUCAACAACCUCAAUAUCAACCUCAACAAUAUACUCAGUCACAAAAACCUCAAUAUUCAGCUGAGAUUCAAAAUGCUUUGAAUCGUGGCGAGUAUAUUGGGGAUGGAGACUACCACGAUGAAGGUCUUGCCGAAGCUCUAGCUCCAGGAUAUGCCUCUGUACCACAACAAAGGGUUUAUAAUCCAUCUCCAGCCGUGUCUCAGUAUAACCCAGCCGUUUAUAAUCCAGCUCAGUACAGUCAAGCCGGUGCGCACGCUCAGCCUGCCCAAAUUCCAGCCGGCGUCGAUGCCAGAUCGUGUCCUAAUUAUCCUUUCUGUGCUUAGUGAUAUUAUAAAUAUGUAAUUUAUUUAUAUGAUUUUAA
This is a messenger RNA of Diorhabda sublineata, 623 nucleotides long. RefSeq names its product DNA translocase FtsK-like. Bases 10 to 585 code for a protein of 191 amino acids. Lineage: Eukaryota; Metazoa; Arthropoda; Insecta; Coleoptera; Chrysomelidae. The record is from RefSeq and is a predicted model, not a curated record. Gene Ontology annotation, molecular function: structural constituent of cuticle. The transcript is spliced from 3 exons.